AUGCCUGAGGUGUACCGCGAGUCCCGCUACAUGCGGGAGCGGGACCGGGACACGUCCGACACUGAGGAUGAGCGUUACAAGAGGACCACAGUUCGCCGCUACAAGGUCGCGCCAGACCAUGUAGAGCGGGUCGAGCGUGAGGUGGAUGUGGUUGAGGAGGAACGUCGCGGCCGCUAUGCGCCCGCCCGCCGCUCCAGCCGGGAUGAGAUCGUUGAGGUCGACCGCCGCGUCGAUCGCCUGUACAUUCCUGAGAGACCGCGGUCCACAAUCGACCCAUCUCCCCACAGCGCAACGUACGUCGAGCGCCAGGUGUAUGAGCGUGAGCGCGAGCGCGAGCCCAGAGACGAGCACUACACCCGUGUCGACCGGGUCGAGUAUCGCGGGGAUGGCGCCCGAGGCGCCGUGGUCGAGCGGGAGCGGGUUGUCGAGCGCGAUGAGCGCGAUGUGUAUUCGCCCGAGCGGACGCGCACCGUGGUCGAGAGAGAGAUCGUCGAGCGGGACCGUGAUGUUUACUCGCCAAGGGAAUGGGAGCGACGCUCCUACUGGGACGAAGACAAGGACACUGAGGUGCGCGUCGAGAGGAGGAUUGAGCGCCGGGAUUCGCAUGGCAACGAAAUUCGCGUAGAACGUCGGGUGGAGGAGCGCCGCGAUGAGGGAGCGGAGGUCGAGCGCUACCGGAAAGAGACCGAGUACUAUGAGCCAGCUCCGCCGGCUCCCGCUCCCAUCGUCAUUCGGCAGCGAGCUCCCGAACAAAAGAUCAUCCUCCAGGAGGCUCCACCGGCAACCGUUGUCAUUCGAGAGCAGCCAGAGGCUCGGGAGGUGGCUGUUGCUGCUCGUGGGGGCCGCGACGGCGAGUACUACUAUCAUCGCGAGUCUCGGGAAGUUGGGCCUUACCGUGGAGAGCGCCGCGAGGAGGAGUAUGCGAUCGCUCGGUACGAGGACGAUCAUCGGCACCGUCAUCAUCACCACCAUCAUCACCACCGACGUCAUCACCGCGAGGCUUACAGUGACGCUGAAUCCGAUGACGGGUACUAUGUCAAGCGCACCAUCGUCCACCGAGAGCGCAGCGCGUCAAGUAGCCCGCACCGUAAGCGUCAUAUUGCUGAAGGCGCUCUUGCUGGAGCCGGCAUCUCUGCUCUUCUCGCUUCCCGGCGCGAUAAUAACGGUGAGUUGAAGCAACACAGAGGCCGCAAGGUUCUCGCAGGCGCUGCUCUCGGCGCCAUCGGCACUGAGGUCGCCCGGCGUGCACACAGUGCAUACCAGGAGCGGUACGGAUCCGAUGAGGAAAGAGAGCGCUCCAGGUCGCGCUCACGGCCGCCGCAUUCCAGGCUCAAGACGGGCCUAGGCAUCGCGGCCGUUGCUCUCGCAGCCGCCGGCGCCGCCAAAUACUACCAAAGCAGCAAGAUCGAAAAGGAAGAGAUGACCCGCGGUCGUGCUCUCCAUCGUGACAGCGACAGCGACCGAUCGCCCAGCGGCAAGCGAUCCAGGAGCAGGGCUUCGUCGUUAGCCAAGGCCGGCUUGGGUGCGGCGGCCGUAACCGGGCUGGUGCAGCACUAUCGCCACAAGAGCAAGUCGCGGGACGGGAAGAGCCGCUCUAGAUCGCGCCUGCGCACUGGCGCCGAGAUCCUAGCGGCUGGUCUUGCCGGUGCCGGCGCUAAGAAGAUGUAUGACCGCCACAAGGACAAGAAGGAGGCAGAGCGCGAGCGCGAGCGCGACUUCAGUGACGACGAGUACUACGAUGAUGAGCGUGACUACAACCGCCGCAGUAGGAGCAGAAGUUUGACUCGGUCCGGACCCACGUAUCCCGACGGUGACUCUUCCUUAGCUGAUCCUGAGCUAGGCAUGGUUGAGUACGGGGCCCACCCCCUGUACGUGGACCCCCCGUACCCGGCGCACGGUGACGCGAGGGGGGGAGCGGCAGCGGGGUAUGACUCUGCGGCGGAGCAACGGAGCCGCAGGCGUCGGGGGAGCCAGGGCGGACGGAGAUCGAGAGGCGACGACGACUAUUCUGCGGAUAGCGAGGCUGAGACGGACAACGAUAGGAAGGCUGGCAAGAAGCGCAGCGGGAGCAGACUACGAGACCUUGCUGCUGGGGCUGCUGCAGCUGGCGCAGCCGCGAUUGGAAUCAAGAAACUUAGUGAGCGGAAAGAGAAGUCGAAGGACCGGGAGAGGGAGGAGCAGAAUCGCGAGAGGGACAGGGACAGGGACAAGAGAGACAGAGACAGAGACAGGGAUAGGGAGAGGGAGAGGGAGAAAGAACGGGAAAGGGGGAAGGAAAGGGACCGGCGCCGCUACGGAGACGAGGCUUCGGACUAUGACACCUACGGCGGUCGUGGGCCUUCGCCGCCGCAUGCGUCCGGAGGCUACUAUAAUCCCCCGCCGCAAGCAGCACCGCAGGUACCUCCAGCUGCAACCAAUGGCUUCACUCAACAUCCGAAUGUCCCCAUCACCAAUCUGAACCAGCAGUACACUCCCUAUCCUCCAGAUCCAAAUUACACCCCACCGAUGCCGACGGCGCCGCCAAACUCGGCUGCACUUCCGGACGGUAUCCCUCCUGGCGUGCCUCCGUCAUUGGUGCCCGGCGUACCUCCACCGACCACUCCAACAGGCCCUGAACAUGUGAGUGAAGCUUCUCGUUCCACUCCAAAGCCAGAAGCUGCCGCCCGCUCCGGUGAUGGCGGCGAAAAGGAUGGUGUAAAGCCCAAGCUCACCUGCGUCCCUCCUGUGUCUGUCCCCUCCGAGGCGGAUCCCGAGGAGCCUCGUACAGCCAAGUCGGUCACAUUCAUCCCCUUGUCUCCCAAGUCGUCUGCCACGCUACGCCGCCAUCGCGAAGAGCAAGCAAGCAAAUCCGAAAACGAGGACGCAACUAGCGAUUUCGAGGCCCACAACAGCAAAUCUCGUCGGCGUCGUAACUCCGAUCCGUCUUCGGACAGGCCACUCGUCUCCAGCCGCCGCCGGGACACCGAUUCUGAACCAGACACCGACGACGAGGACGUCAUUGAGAUGCUACCAGAUCGCUUCGACGCCCAGGGCCGUCCGCUCGACGGGUCCGGCGCUACGACCCCACGCGGCGGCUUUCCGUGGCACAGCCGGCGCGGCGACUUCGAGUACCGGAGUCCUCGUGGCGCGGAUGGGCUGAACAUGCGGGGUGAAUGGGGCAUUGCGGGGACAGAUGCUGAGACGGUGGAGCGCAUCGUCAAUCAAGUUACCGGGGUACUGGAAGGCAGGGGCAGUUGGAUGGGGCUGAUCAGCGGUAUUCUGAGCGGGAGUCUGCUGGAGCCUCCGGCAGAAUCCGGGCAAGGGCGGAUAUCAGACAAAAGGGAUCGUAGCCGGGAGGACCGAGAUGAGCGUAAGCGCAGGCGGCGGAGGGAUUAUGAGGGUGAGGACGAGGGGAGAGGCGAGCGCAGUCGGAGGAGCGACCGGAGGUGGAGGGAGGACGAGAAAGGGGAGAGCAGUAGACAUGCUGAGAGGCGGGAACAGCGGAGGAGAGACAGGGAGGAUUACGACGACUAUGACUCCGAUGAUUAUGACCGUCGCCAUGACGAAGACAUGAAACGGAGAAGGCGAGGGAGGGAGGAGCCGCGGGAUCGGGGAGUUGGGAGGGCACAGACUUGGGCUUGA
This is a messenger RNA of Chaetomium strumarium, 3621 nucleotides long. RefSeq lists its product as uncharacterized. The record is from RefSeq and is a predicted model, not a curated record. The transcript is spliced from 3 exons. Lineage: Eukaryota; Fungi; Ascomycota; Sordariomycetes; Sordariales; Chaetomiaceae. Bases 1 to 3621 code for a protein of 1206 amino acids.